AUGGUGGUCCUCAACUUCACCCUGAGUGAGGAAGGCGUCGCCGUGCUUCAUGAUGCCCUCGCAUGCAUGUUCAAAUUUAGUGACGAUGUCUGCUUAGAGGCAAGAAAAGAUAAAUUGACACUCACGACUCUCAACAUAUCCAAAUCGGCAUACGUCUGUUUCUCUUUUGCCGCCAAUAGGUUUUUCUCUCGGUACAGCUUCGAAGGGACUCCCCAGUAUCGCGAGCGUUUUUUCUGUCAGCUAUACAUACGGUCUCUCCUCACUAUCUUUAGAGCAAGGCAGGGUAGUGGGGACUUAUCGCGCGAGAGGGACGCGUCAAUCGAUUCCUGUGAUGUGGCAAUCGAUGAUGGAGUCGGCAAGAAGAGCCGUCUAGUAGCCAGGGUUUCUUUCAGAAACGGCAUCACGGCUUCCCACUCCCUACCGUACGAAGUACAACCGCCGAUUCACGCCAAGUUCAACAAGGCUGAGGCAACUAACCACUGGGUAAUUUCGUCCCGGACAUUACGACAACUAAUGGAUCAUUUUGGCCCGGGGAUCGAGCUCCUCGAUAUCAACACAGACGAGGAGGCGCGGGUUGUGAAUUUCACCUGUUUCACCGAGAAGGUGCAGAAACGUGGUGCUCUCAACAACGAAGCCGUUCUCAAAAAGCCUCUCCACACUAACAUUGCGGUCGAGAUGGACGAGUUUGACAACGUCGAGGUUCAAGACAAGCUCCACAUCAUCAUCAGCGUCAAGGACUUCCGCGGCAUUUUGCAGCAUGCUCAGAUGACCAGUGGCGCGCUCACGAGUAGCUACUCGAACCCGGGACGCCCCAUGAAGCUGUCCUAUGGAACCGACGGCGUCCUGUGCGAGUUUAUCCUCAUGACCGUUGGCGAGAAGGACGCCCUAACACAGAAACACAAGAAUCCCAGGGGGGGUGUUGCAAAGGUUACCCCGGCGCCACAGCUCGAUGCAGCAUCACAUCGCGGAAGUUCUGUUACUGGUGGCAACCAACCGGAACCACCCGCGUUGCGGCCUCCCCAACACAAAACGCCUAUCCGAACCCGUCACCCAGCUUUCGAAAUGCGCCCAUCCCCCGUACCGCCCCCAGCCACGACUCGGUCCGACUCGUUAUUUGUCGACCAAGAUGAAAAUGAUGAGCAAUGGGAGCCGGUAAACCCAGACGAAGAGGAGGAAGAGGAUACCGGAAGGCUCGAGUGGAAUGCCACCGAUGAACCGAAUCCGUCGACACUUCGGAUUGGGAGUUACGUAUCCAAACCAGCUGAAACUGAAGAAGCGCCCCCUGAACGCCUUGCUUCGGGCCUUGAGCCUACCCAACGACUCUCCGAGGUCCGCCGUUUCGGCCUUUUUUCUCCUUGA
Messenger RNA from Dichotomopilus funicola, 1359 nucleotides. RefSeq lists its product as uncharacterized. Gene Ontology annotation, cellular component: checkpoint clamp complex. NCBI's taxonomy places the organism in Eukaryota, Fungi, Ascomycota, Sordariomycetes, Sordariales, Chaetomiaceae. The transcript has 7 exons. Gene Ontology annotation, biological process: DNA replication checkpoint signaling; mitotic intra-S DNA damage checkpoint signaling; cellular response to ionizing radiation. The record is from RefSeq and is a predicted model, not a curated record. The coding region runs from base 1 to 1359 and encodes 452 amino acids.